UUCAUAUUACAAAAUUUAUAUGCGUAAACCUUACUUCGAACUAAAAAUGGAUCUUAAUAUACUUAAAAAAUACAAUAUUGAGGAUAUAGAAAAUCCCUUGCCCGACGAAGCCUUCGAGUUGCUGCCCUGUCAAAAGAAAUUCAAAUUAAAACCCGAAGAUGAAAUCAGUUUGGAUAGUAUAUUCUCGGCUUUAUUAGAUCGCAUAGAACCCUCACAUAAACAGUUAAGAAAUUUAAAAUUUCAAGUGCCAGCCAAGGAGUUGUUAAACGAUAAACAGGCCAUUAUCUUUGAGGAGCAGCUGUAUAUAUCGAAAUUAAAAGAUAAUGGUUGUAAACUAAAUGAAGACUCUAAAAUUUUCCUAGAAAGUGAAUUGGAAGAAUUGGGCGAGUUUAAAUUGAAAGUAGAAGAAAGUUAUGAUGGCUAUGUGGUCUAUGGUAAAAGUAAAAUGCUAAAGGGUAAAGGAAAAUAUAAUUGUGGUCAUUCGGUAAGGGGAAAAUAUGAUGAUAAAUUAAAUUUGAUAUGUGAGAAGAGAAGUGAAUAUGAUUUUGUGGAAAAUGCUAAAAUAGAAAAAACCUUAGAUGCCCGCAUAAUAGAGGAUAAAUUAGUAACCAAACGUGAGAUCAAAAUCAAUAAUGAUAAUCAACGUUUCAAGGCGGUUAUUAAUGUCAAAGGUCGUGAUGAUGUCUUCAUUUUAGAUGGCGGUGUUUUGCUAUUAAUGCGUUAUUUAAUUAUUAAUAAUUUUCGUGGUGAUUUUCAUUAUUUCUCCAUGAAUUUAAUAGGCAAAAUUAUACGCUGCCAAUUGACCAUACGUGAGGAGCGUAAACAAAUCAAAAUGUUUCAUCGUAAUUUCAAAAAUGCUCUACACGUUACUAACACCCAAUACUUUAACAACUACCCCCAAGAAGUAUCGGAAACUUUUUAUACCGCCAAUGGCAAAAUGAUUCUACAUUAUUGGCAUAAUUUCAAUUAUCUUAUACACGAAACCAAAGGCUUCAAACCCAAAGAAGAAACAAUUGUUCCUAAACUGGAAUUAAUGUGGCGCAGUCAUAAUCAAUUAUUGGAUCAAUAUCGUUUGAAAAAGAAACUGACUUAUGAAAAUGCCAUGGAUUACUUUGAGAAACAUCCUGAGUUGUCGCAUUUCUUGCAUGACUAUGUUUUAAAUGUUUUGAAAUAUAAACCACGUAAUGUAUUGGAGUUUAGCGUAAGAUACUUUCAAAAAUUCAAGAAACCAACACAACGGUCUUAAAGGCCCAGAUCAUAUAGUAGCUACUAUAU
Molecule: messenger RNA, 1275 nt
Organism: Lucilia sericata (common green bottle fly)
Lineage: Eukaryota; Metazoa; Arthropoda; Insecta; Diptera; Calliphoridae
Product: ciliogenesis-associated TTC17-interacting protein
Exons: 4
Coding region: 20-1246 (408 amino acids)
Source: RefSeq, a predicted model, not a curated record